This is a messenger RNA of Triticum aestivum (bread wheat), 1492 nucleotides long. RefSeq lists its product as uncharacterized. The transcript has 3 exons. The record is from RefSeq and is a predicted model, not a curated record. Gene Ontology annotation, molecular function: nucleic acid binding; zinc ion binding. The coding region runs from base 137 to 1069 and encodes 310 amino acids. Lineage: Eukaryota; Viridiplantae; Streptophyta; Magnoliopsida; Poales; Poaceae.
GACGGGAAGACCUAAGCCAGCCGCCGCCGCUGUCCCUGGGCAGUGCCGGUGGCGUCCUGAAGGAAUCAGGACGUCGAGGAGAACAUCUACUUCGACUACAUCACCCCUGCAUCACGCCUGCACCGAGCAGGCGAUCAUGUCCACUCCCGUGACAUCUUCCGCUCCAUUCCGGUCCGACACGAUCGAACCACUUACGGGGAGUAACUUCCCUCGUUGGAAGUCCCAAGUCGAAUUAUGUUUGGGUUGUAAUGAAUUUGACUAUGCCUUGAGGGAAGAAAAACCUGUGGCACCUGUGGCAGGUGUCACAGGGUAUGCAGAACUCAAGAAGGAGUAUGAUGUUAAGAUGGAAAAGUGGAAUAAGUCCAACCAUAUUGCGCUUCUCAUCAUGAAAGCGACAAUAUCGCCGGACAUUUCUGAAGCACUCCCUAAGAAAGAUACUGCUAAAGAUUUCCUCACUGAAAUGGAGGAGCAAUUUAAAGGCUCCGACAAAGUGUAUGCUCAUGAGCUUUUUGCUAAACUUCUUCAGAAAUACACUAUUGACGGAAAUGUUAGGCAGCACAUAUUGAGGGUGGUAAAUGCUUUCACCAAGCUUAAGGCUUUGGAGUGUUCUUUAAGUGAAGCCCUUCUUGUCAUAAUUAUUCUUGAGUCUCUUCCUGAAGAGUUUGAACAAUUUAAGGUCAACUAUAACUCUCUAAAGGAAAAAUGGCCACUCUCUGAGAUGACCGCAAGGAUCGUCCAGGAGGAAGAAAGGAUCAUGAGGCAGAAGAAAGACCAUGUCUUUCAUGUUGGCUCUAACAAGAGAAAGCAUGACGGACAAGGUUUCCCUAAGCCUCAGAAAAGGCAAGUCAAGAAAGAAGGCACUAAGCCAUUCAACCCUAAGGCAUUCAAGGGUAAAGAAGCCGGUGGUUCUUCUUCUGCUCCUAGCAGCUCCACUGCUGGAGAAAAUGCUUGUAACUUCUGCAAAGAAGAGGGACACUAUCAAAGGGACUGCCCAGGCUUUCUAAAAUGGAUGAACAAAAGAGGGAUUCGAUACGAUCCAAACCAUAAGAGGAGGAACAAGAAAGCUUAAGGUUGCGAACGGAGUUGAGGCCGAUGUUGAAGCUGUGGGAUCUCUCACGUUGGAGCUACACACUGGCCACACUCUUAGAUUGAAUAAUGUUCUUUAUGUGCCUACCUUAAGUAGGAAUUUGAUUUCAGUUUCUUGUUUAGAUGAUGAUAUGUAUGAGUGCCAUUUUGGCAAGAAACAAUUUGUUUUGAUCAAAUGUAAUAAGAAUGUAGGCAUCGGUGUUAGACGAGGCCAACUAUACAUGUUAUCUCUUAAUAAUGAUUCAGUUAUGCAUGUGAGUGAUGCAAUUAAUGUUGAGAAGAAAUGGAAAGGAGUAAGUAAUUCUUCGAAAUUGUGGCAUUGUCGUUUGGGCCACAUUUCGAGGGGGAGAAUGGAACGCUUAGUUAAAAAUGAAAUACUCCUCCCAUUAGACUUCUCAGAUGCAGA